Rotaria sp. Silwood1 is the source of this 492-nucleotide messenger RNA. The record is from the annotation of a GenBank genome assembly. Lineage: Eukaryota; Metazoa; Rotifera; Eurotatoria; Philodinida; Philodinidae.
AUGGCAUCACCACACUCCCUCCGUAUAUUAAAGGAAAUAGAAAAAUUACGAAACUUAGCAGCAGAUACAAAUCCAUCAUCAACAAAAUUUAUUCUUGAUACAACGCCAGUGGAAAAUCCAGGAUCAAAUAUAAUUCUUGGAAGAAUUUUACCUAAAUCACAACCUUAUAAUCAAGCUGCCUUUCAAAUAGAAAUCAAAUUACCAACUGAUUUUCCAUUUAAGGCACCUGACGUUCGUUUUAUUACAUCUAUUUAUCAUCCAAAUGUUGGUGAGGAUGGUAAAAUAUGUCUUGAAAUACUCAAUUCUAGUGGAACUUUCAAACCAACAACAACAUUAGUUGAUAUUGUUAAAGCUGUUGUUGAACGUGUUGAUAAUCCAAGUGUUGAACAUGCACUUCAAGCAGAAAUUGGCGCUGAAUAUUCACAAAAUAGAACUGCAUUUGAUCGUAAAGCAUUAGAAAUGGUUAAAAAACAUGGUUUACCACGAAACUAG